Molecule: messenger RNA, 1815 nt
Organism: Knipowitschia caucasica
Lineage: Eukaryota; Metazoa; Chordata; Actinopteri; Gobiiformes; Gobiidae
Source: the annotation of a GenBank genome assembly
AUGGUGACAUCAAAUACGGAACAGAAUUUGUCUUCUGCAUGUGGCACAUCCUUCUUUGGCGUUAAUGAAAGCUGUCUGGAGCUGUGCUGCAAGGUGAGGACCAUGGAUGCUUGUUCUCGUGUCAGAGGAGUCCGGCCUCGUGCCGCAGUCCGAAAAGAGAUUGUGCGUGAGAGUUGGGUGCACAAUGUUAAGAGCCUUCGACACAAAAAGGAUCUAUGCAGCAUUUGCCUCGAACUGCCGACCAGAGACACCACAAGGCUGGCAGAGAUUAAUUUUGUGUGUCUGCCAAGUCGGUGUGAGGGAGAGGAGGCCAGUCAACAGACGCUGCAGUCUUUACCCAUGGGCCUUUGCGAGCUCCUCCAGCCGCAUCACGUCCAAAGCCUCAAACAGGACGAGGUUCUGCUGCUGAGAGACUAUCGCCGGAUAUCAGACCACAAGGAUGCAGCUACACAGGUUCUCUGUAAGGCUGUGUGUGUGAUGAGGAACAGUCCCAGACCUGUUAUAUCUGCUCAGUCCAGUGUCUCUCACCUCCUGGGCCUGCUGGGCUGCUACAUGGCCGGAAUCCGAUAUGCUUUAGAGACAAAGGGAUUCUCUGGAGGCAGGCAACAGGAGGAGGACGACACCAAUCAAUCCGUAUCCUCUAUUGAAGAUGACUUUGUGACUGCUCUGGAGCACCUAGAGGAUGAUGACUCUAAAGACAAGCCUGGAGCAGCUUCCUUUCGGUAUUUGAAGAAGCAUGAUGUGGCAUCUCAAACAAUUCCAUCUCAUAAGAGAAAAAAAGAGUUGUUGGGCUCACGCAUUAUCAUAAGUUCAGCCCCAAAGAAACAUCCAGAAAUGUCUGUCACAGUGCAGAAGUCUGAGGGCAUGGAGUCCCAGUGGACCAUCUGCAGCCCCAAAGCUCGACUACCAUCCCCAUGCGACCACAUCAGCGAAUCAGACGAGUCCAACUGCUCCAGCCCUAGCCCAAUCAUUUUCCUGGAUGAUGUAGACCACAAAGCAGCCUUUGCUGAAGAAAUGGUCUCUAUGGCCAUGGCAGUGGCCAAACGUGAGCUGAGCAAUACCAGUCUAAACGCAGAUAGUGGUAUUGGAUAUGAUGGCACGAGCUAUGCUGAAAGCCUGACUGCAGAGAUCAUGACCUCUGCUUUAACCAACGUCUGCCAGGCCCCCAGCAGCCGAUCUCAGGGUCGGGAAGUCACAGAGUCUACGGUGUCCCAGCAGCUGAGUGUGGGAGAUGACAGUCUGGGCAGCUGGUCAAACAUAAGUUUUGAAGAUGAACAUCCAGAUGAAAACAGCAGCUUCCUUCACCUCAGUGACAGCAAUGGGAACAGCAGUAGCUGGAGCAGUCUGGGCUUGGAGGGAGAGGCGUGUGACGAGUGCCUGUCCUCCCCCUCAGACAGUGACCACAUCGAUGAUAAAGACACAGAGAAUAAGGACGAAUCCAUUGGGACUGUCUGCAUAGAUCGGACAGAGGCGCAGGCUCCCAGAAUGGUAUUGGUCAUUCUGAACUCGGAUGUAGUGGAACGUGGGCGGGGCCUUGAUGUGCAGCUAAGAAGCCUGCUCCAGUGGGUGGCAGCUUCUAUGGCAGAUGUGCCCCAGAUCCAACUCAGCCCAGACAGAGAGCUACAGCAGUUGCCAGCAGUGGUGCAGAAGCUGCGGGAGAAGAGGUGGCAUGUAGGGGAGCUGCUUCACAUUCUGCUGCGUUACUGUGAGGAGAGCCCAGUGCAGAGUGAGCCCCCAACCAGAGAGGACGCUCUGCAGGCAGGCAGAGACACCCCCCAAACCCCCCUGUUCCAGUGGCUCCUGGAGAUUGCCUAG